CUCUCGCUGUUCACUGCUGCAUCUCCUCCUCGGACUCAGUGCCACACAUAUCGGGCUUUCGGAAAUAACUGUGAAACAAAAUGGCAGAUCUCGACAAGGUUUUUAUGCAUUGGAUACCGCACAAAGGCAUCUCAUGGCUCAUUCUAGAUCAGAACUACUACCUCAAUAUGAUCUGUAGACCCAUGUGUUUCUGACCCUUCUACUUUCUGUGGAACCUGAUCUGAGUAAAGAGCAGACUGAAAUGGACCCGGCAGAUAUGGAAGAUGUUGAAGAGGUGGAGGAAGAGGAAACUGGGGAAGAUAACAGUAAAGCACGUCAGCUGACGAUGCAGAUGAUGCAAAACCCUCAGAUUCUCGCAGCGCUUCAGGAGAGGUUGGACGGUCUUGUGGGAUCUCCCUCAGGGUACAUGGAGAGCUUACCAAAGGUGGUGAAGCGACGUGUUAAUGCCCUUAAAAACCUCCAGGUCAAAUGUGCCCACAUUGAAGCGAAGUUCUAUGAAGAAGUACACGAACUGGAACGGAAAUACGCAGCGCUGUAUCAGCCUCUCUUUGACAAGCGGAGUGAUAUCGUGAAAGCAACAUACGAACCCACAGAUGAGGAGUGUGAGUGGAAGCAAGAUGAAGAGGAAGAGUUGACCGUAAGUAAGCAGGAGGAAAUGAAAGAAAAGGCUAAAGUUGAGGAAGAGAAGAAAGAUGAGGAGAAGGAAGACCCUAAAGGAAUCCCCGAAUUCUGGCUCACAGUUUUCAAGAACGUCGACCUACUCAGUGAAAUGUUGCAGGAACACGAUGAACCAAUUCUUAAGCACUUACAAGACAUCAAAGUCAAAUUCUCUGAUGCAGGCCAGCCAAUGAGUUUCACAUUAGAGUUCUACUUUGAGCCCAACGAUUUCUUCACACAAACCGUUCUGACCAAGACCUACAAAAUGAGGUCUGAGCCAGAUGAGUCUGAUCCAUUCUCCUUUGACGGACCAGAGAUCAUGGGCUGCACAGGGUGCACGAUCGACUGGAGUAAGGGCAAAAACGUCACAUUGAAAACAAUCAAAAAGAAACAGAAGCACAAGGGUCGUGGUACAGUGAGGACGGUCACCAAGACAGUCCCCAAUGAUUCAUUCUUCAAUUUCUUCUCUCCCCCUGAAGUUCCAGAGAGUGGUGAACUGGAUGAGGACUCUGAGGCCGUGUUAGCUGCAGAUUUUGAGAUCGGUCACUUCAUCCGUGAGCGCAUCGUGCCCAGGGCGGUUCUGUACUUCACAGGGGAAGCUAUUGAAGAUGACGACGAUGAUUAUGAUGAGGAGGGAGAGGAAGCUGAUGAUGAGGAGGGUGAAGAAGAGGCAGAUGAAGAAAACGAUCCAGACUAUGAACCCAAGAAGGAUGCCAACCCCCCAGAGGAGUGCAAACAGCAGUGAUGGCGGUGCCCACUUCCUUCAGGAUCAUCUACACCGUAACGGCUUCAGACAAACAUAGUUACCGCCUUACAAUGUUUUGUAUUUUUCUUGGUAGAAAUAAUUAAAAUAAAUAAAUAAAAGGGUUUCAAGAUUUUUGUUACAAAAAAAACAACCUCAAAUUGGGAGCUCAUGACGCUUAUAAUUUCACUAGACUGGUUUCUUUUUCUCUGUAUAAAUAGUUAUAAUGCAGAAAAUACCUUAAAGCAUGACAUUGGUUUCUUUACUGCUAAACUGUUUGGGUUCUCGUAAAGUCUUUUGUAUUGCUCUUAGACAACAGCUGUGGAAAGACUGUCCAGAGCGAAAAAGGUUUACACGAAAAUGUUCACGAUACAUGUCCUGUGUGAUUCCUUUAUGCUUUGUGCAACCAAAGCGGCGGCAUCUUUGCAACGCGGACUGACGUUUGUCCCAGCAGGGUGGCACGAAUGUGCUUUUAUUUAGUUGAAACCCGUAACUGCCCCUGAUGCAAAGCAGGGCUGAUUCUCCAUUAACAUUCCUAAAAGCUGCUUUUUCUUUUUUUUUUUUUUUUUUCUCAAAAUCUGUUCUAAAUGGAUGUGCUUGGAGAAUAAUUUACAAUGUGUUAAGCAAAGUUUUGUUUAUCUGGUAGAAACGGGUAAUUUCUGACAAACCUGACGGCUGACAAACAUUCCACAUCCACGUGGAAAGUGUCGUGCUUCAAUAGACGUUCUGUUGCAUGACUGUUGUUUUUUUUACGAGCACUUUGUAUGUUUGUCACGUAUCAGUAGCUUCUUUUCCGAAUGGCUUGUCGUUGAGUAGUGCACAUUUCCCCCAAGAACCAAUUUACAAGCGCUAGAUGUUAAACUGGCUCUUUUUCAGUCUGGUACAUGCAACUUCCACGCACCUCUGUGGAUUGCACUUUGAAUGAUUCAGCGGAACCCCAAACCACCAUUGGAUGAUGAGGCUCGGAUUGAGAGAACCUGAUUGGAGGAGCCAGUUUUGUGUGAUUGGUUGAUUUUGAGCUUGGCACUGAGUGAUGUUUGCGGAGUAGUUUGUGGUGACAUACCACCUUCUGUUUGGCAGGCCUAUCACUGUGAAGGGGCACGUGUGUGUGUGUGUGUGUGUGUGUGUGUACACUUGAGGAACAUCUUUAGAGGUCUCUUCCUCGUAGCCCAGCAGGACAGGAAUGAAGCCGAAAGAGCAAUAUGCCCACCGAGUUCCAAAACACUGCAGUAUUCCCAUGUCCUGUGCACAUGUCUAGCACAGGCGGUUUGUGCAGUCGAUUUAGUUAUGUCUGAAGCAGGUUGAAGCAGCAGGGGUCUCCGUUCCCCCACAGCAGCUGUUGUCAUAGCAAAAUGCCAUGCUAAAAAAUACUAAUGUACUCAAUUACUGUACGUGGAUGUAUAUUCAUCAAAUAAAUGGGUAAAAUGUGCAAACCUUGGUCUCAUUGCCCAUUUCUUUGUGUAAUUGGAAUGGGUGUUUAGUUGGACAAUGUCCUGAAAUGUGAUAGUUACUAACUAUGGUAAACUCAGUUUCAUCCAUACAGCUGAUUUAAAGAUCCUAAAUUCUUCCCUUUUGCAAUGGAUUAAAUGUUUCAUAAUGGAAAGGCUGCAUAUAUUUCUGUGGGUGAUUUGGCCUCAAUUUUCACAUGAUAAAUGUGGUCCAAUAAGUUAAUGUUUUGAACACUACCUGAUGAUUCCACUAGGUGGCUUCAUUGCGUUUCAGUUCCCCAAGUACUCAAAUUUAACUACUCAAAUGACUAAUUUUGGUUUCCUUUAAUCAACUGUCCAUUUUCUUUGAGAAGUUCUAAUGUCUUUAAUAUGAGCAAUGCCAGGGUGAACAACUUGAUGUGUAUCAUUGGGAAUUGGAGGCCAAGU
Molecule: messenger RNA, 3273 nt
Organism: Xyrauchen texanus (razorback sucker)
Lineage: Eukaryota; Metazoa; Chordata; Actinopteri; Cypriniformes; Catostomidae
Product: nucleosome assembly protein 1-like 1
Exons: 16
Coding region: 242-1402 (386 amino acids)
Biological process (GO): nucleosome assembly
Cellular component (GO): chromatin; nucleus
Molecular function (GO): chromatin binding; histone binding
Source: RefSeq, a predicted model, not a curated record